Messenger RNA from Anopheles arabiensis, 2976 nucleotides. Its product is annotated as palmitoyltransferase ZDHHC5-like. The transcript is spliced from 10 exons. NCBI's taxonomy places the organism in Eukaryota, Metazoa, Arthropoda, Insecta, Diptera, Culicidae. The record is from RefSeq and is a predicted model, not a curated record. Gene Ontology annotation, biological process: protein palmitoylation. Bases 1245 to 2861 code for a protein of 538 amino acids. Gene Ontology annotation, molecular function: palmitoyltransferase activity.
GCACACACACAGACACACGGCACUGUGUCUCUGCUGGCAGCGAACGCACUGGGUGUCCCCAUCCGUCAGACGGCCAUUGAAAUUUUCCUUCGCUGGUGCGCGCUGCUGUCGUGUGGUCAGUGUGUGGAGUCUCCGAAACAGAGUGUGUGCGUGUUUUUUCUUCCCUUCUUCUGCCCCGUGCGUGACGACGACGGACGACGACGGUGCGUUGCGGUACUGUGCUGGGCCGGGCGUGGAAGAGGUACCAGCCAAAUCGGCCAGGAAAAGAAAACAGACGCAACACACACGUACGCACACAUACGCGGUCUCGGGUGAGCCUGAUUUGGGAUAAUUGAAUCCACCUCCAGGGCGGACAGUGUCUCGCAAGCAAAACGAAAAGGGCAACACAACCCAAGAAAGGAACGGUGCUGCCCAUUUUGCUUCAACUCUAAAUUGUGCGUUUGUGUUUGUGCCUGUGUGUGUGUCUGUGCGCCAGAGAUAGAAGUGAUAACAAUCAGUCGGGUCGUGCCGAUCCACACCGGACCAGCAACGGUUGGGUGCAACGUCCAUCCACCGUCAUCCAUCAGCAGCAGCAGCAGCAAGAUUAUCCCCGGGAACGGGCGGCAGGCGGCGAUUCGGACGAAACAUCCCUACCACCGUGUGCCGAAGCAGCAGUAGCAGCGACAGACCAGAACAGCGGAAGUGUGUGUGUGUGUGUGAUAAAAGAUAAAAGAAAAAGCGCGUAAGGGCGCACAUCGUGCAAGUGCAAGAAACCCGUGUAUUUGCGCGUGUGAAAGAGAGUGAGAGACAGGCCCACACAUACUCACGGAGAGGGACGGAACUUUGCCUCAGCUAUCAGUAUUUCGAUACGGGUCCGCCUCUAUCGGAGGUCGGAUUUGCGUCCACACAGCAGCACAGCUUUGCUGUUUGUUUGCUUUUUUGUUUUGUUAACUUGACCAGAGGCAACAGUUUUGGCGACCAUCAACACUCAGCAAACACACAGACACCCACCCACGUUUACUCCAGGAGGUGGUCUGGCCCUCACCCGCCGCUUGCAUGACGCGAACGUUCCAGUAAGUCCCUCCUUGCCCGGGGACCCGCAACAAUCAAUCGAACCAAUUGCCAAAAAUAAAACCAACAACGGAAGCCAACCCCCGUUCGAGGUACGACAAACACCGCUCCCUAUCAAUCAACCCUUUGUCGGUGCGGAGGGAGAGCAGCGGACGAAGGAGCCGCUCCAGGCGGGCGCGUAGUGUGUUGCGAAAAUGCCGAAAUGUGACGUGAAGACGAGAUACAUCCCUGCCACCUUCGCCUGGACCCUGCUGCUCAGCACCACCUUCCUGUUUUUCUGGUACCCAUGUCGCCAGUUCUACAUCCACCGGCAUCCGUGGGUGCCGGCCUACCAGGCCGUCAUCACCUUCUUCGUGAUCGCCAACUUUACGCUGGCAACGUUUAUGGACCCGGGCGUGAUACCGAAGGCACCACCAGACGAAGACCGGGAGGAUGAGUUUCGGGCGCCGCUGUACAAGAAUGCCGAAAUCAAUGGCAUUACCGUGCGGAUGAAAUGGUGCGUCACGUGUAAAUUCUACCGGCCGCCACGCUGCUCCCACUGCUCCGUGUGCAACCACUGCAUCGAGACGUUUGACCAUCACUGCCCGUGGGUGAACAACUGUAUCGGCCGGCGGAACUAUCGGUUCUUUUUCUUCUUCCUCAUCUCGCUGUCGGUGCACAUGCUGAGCAUCUUCUCGCUGUCGCUCGUGUACGUGCUGCAGAAGGAGAAGGACAAGCUGACGGAGGUGGAACCGAUCGUGGCCAUGAUACUGAUGGCCAUCGUAACGCUGCUCGCCAUACCGAUCUUCGGCCUGACCGGCUUCCACAUGGUGCUGGUGUCGCGCGGUCGCACCACAAACGAGCAGGUGACCGGCAAGUUCAAGGGCGGCUACAAUCCGUUCUCGCGCGGCUGCUGGAACAACUGCUGCUACACCCAGUGCGGCCCACAGUACCCGAGCUUGCUCAAGCCGCAAAAGUACGUGGCCCGCCGCUCGAACAAGGAAAACCAAUCGAUCAGCACCAUCACCAACGACGGUGGUCCCGGUGGUGGUGGUGGUGACGCUGCCGGCUCGGGCCGCCGGCACAUGUCGACCGGUGGGCCCGGCUCCCAGCAGCAGCAGCAGCAGCAGCAACAGCAACAGCAGCAGGCACUGAAUCAGGGCGGUGGCAUCUACGAUAAUAACCGGCACACGCAGGUAAAAACCUAUAUGGAUCAUGGAAAUGGUCACGGUAUACGUACAGUUGGAUCCAGUCAUUACAGUAAGUCCGCGGCGGAUUACGUGCAUCUCGUAUCAUCCCAUUCCGUCUCGCUAAAGGCACUCGGGCAGGGCACCAGUGCGGAAGAGCUGUCACCGGGUCGCGAGUGCUCCGACAUCGACAUGGAACCGCAGGCCUCCCAGAGCCGGGACUGCGAGCCGACGCCGCCGCUGCAGCGCCACGGCUCCAAGAGCAACUUCUUCCUGCCACCGCUCGACGGGCCCGGCGGCAUGGUGUCCCAGGUGGGUAGCGGGGGCGACUCGCCGCGCCAGCAGCAGCAGCAGCAGCAGCACAUGCGCAUGUACCAUCCGCGGCAUAGUCCGCAUCCGCGGCAGCGCGGGCUCGAUCCGUCGCGCAGCUUCACGCCCGAAGGACUGUCGCCCGACCAUCCCGGUGGACCCGGCGGUCCACCGCCGAUGAUUACGAUACAGUCCCAGCAGCAGCAGCAGCAGCAACAGCAGCCACGUGGAGGAGGUCCUCCAUCGUCGGCUACUCCGACCAUGCAGCAACGCAUCAAGGCGCUCGGUGUCGCCACACCCCUAGCCAUGUCUAGUCCCGUGCGAAGGUGGACGUAAAGAUGGCGGCUCGGCGCUCCGAAAACAAAGCCAAAGCAAGUGAAACACGCAAAACUUUCGAAAUUAUACAAAUCUACCUGCUUCCCAGCGGUUGCGGCACACCACGAAUAACGCG